UGAAAAGAAACAUGCCCUCCAGUACUACUGCCACCCAGAUGCCAUCUAUCAAGACUAUAGUUUCUGUUGCCGCCUCAGCAGCUGCCGCGGCGAUGUUUGUUCCAACACUUGCACGUGACUAUUUGCCUCACGAGGUACGAGAUUACUUGUUCUUCAAAGUUAGAGAUUUCAUUGCACGCUUCUCUAAUGAGUUUACUUUAGUCAUUGAAGAAUCUGAUGAUGGCUUUAAUCUAAACAAACUCUUUAAAGCGGCAAAGUUUUAUCUUGAAUCGAAGAUUCCCCCUCAUGUGAGGAGAAUCAAAAUCAACCUGCCAAAAAAGGAGACCAAAAUUUCACUCUCAAUGGAAAAGAAUGAAGAGAUUGUUGAUAAAUUUAAUGGGGUUCAUUUGACAUGGAGAUUUAUAUCAAAGCAAGCCCCAUCAAAGGUUGUCCGUGACCCACACCAUUACGGGCCUACGGUUCAAAAUGAAGUCAAGUUUUUUGAGCUGAGUUUUCACAAGAAACAUAAAGAUAUGAUCUUGGAGAAUUAUAUUCCUCAUAUUUUGAAGAAAUCUACAGAAAUGAUCGAGGAAGAGAAGACUUUGAAGCUUCAUACUUUGAAACAUGAUCGGAUGCAUGGGAUGGAUGUGUGGCAAUCAGUGAAUCUUGACCAUCCAGCAACUUUUGAUACUUUGGCAAUGGACUUGAAUAUAAAAAAAAGGAUAAUGGAGGAUCUAGAGAGGUUUGUGAAGAGGAGAGAGUUUUAUAAGAGAGUGGGGAAGGCAUGGAAAAGAGGAUACUUGUUGUUUGGUCCGCCCGGUACUGGGAAAUCAAGCUUGAUUGCGGCAAUGGCAAAUUAUCUCAAGUUUGACAUCUAUGACUUGGAGUUGACUAGUCUUAGGGGGAAUAGUGAGUUAAGGAGGCUGUUAAUUACCACGGAGAAUAAGUCCAUCCUCGUUGUAGAGGACAUUGAUUGUUCAAUUAGCCUUGCAGAGGCAAGGGCUACUUCAACGAAUUCGGUAAUGAAUCCUAAUCACCCUCCACAUGGAUUUAAUCUAGUAAAUCAGUAUCAGGUGACAUUAUCAGGACUGUUAAAUUUCCUAGAUGGAUUGUGGUCAAGCUGUGGAGAUGAGAGGAUCAUAGUGUUCACAACCAAUCACAAACACAAACUUGACCCUGCAUUGUUGCGCCCUGGUCGCAUGGAUGUGCAUUUUCUCAUAACUGAACUUGGUAGUGAAGAAUUAGAAACUGAUAGUGAAUGUGAUACUGAAACUGUGAUAACUGGAACUGGCACAGUGAACUGGAACUGGAACCAGGUUUCUCUGUUUGUGUUUGUUAAUGCUAUUUAUGAAUAUGUGAAGCCAGUGUUGAGGAACUGGCUCUUUUCAGCUAAGUACCAUCUCUUAAUUCCCAUCCUGUGCCUUGUGGCUUGUCAAUAUGAUCAACCUAGUGUUUAA
Molecule: messenger RNA, 1436 nt
Organism: Pistacia vera
Lineage: Eukaryota; Viridiplantae; Streptophyta; Magnoliopsida; Sapindales; Anacardiaceae
Product: AAA-ATPase At3g50940-like
Exons: 3
Coding region: 12-1436 (474 amino acids)
Molecular function (GO): ATP binding; ATP hydrolysis activity
Source: RefSeq, a predicted model, not a curated record